Molecule: messenger RNA, 1173 nt
Organism: Aspergillus terreus NIH2624
Lineage: Eukaryota; Fungi; Ascomycota; Eurotiomycetes; Eurotiales; Aspergillaceae
Product: structure-specific endonuclease subunit SLX1
Exons: 2
Coding region: 1-1173 (390 amino acids)
Biological process (GO): double-strand break repair via homologous recombination
Cellular component (GO): Slx1-Slx4 complex
Molecular function (GO): crossover junction DNA endonuclease activity; 5'-flap endonuclease activity
Source: RefSeq, a predicted model, not a curated record
AUGGACAACGUGGAUUCAGACCAGACUAAACCCAUCCCAGCAUACUACUGCUGCUAUCUUCUACGAUCGACUGUCAACAAACGCGCAGGACUAUAUGUCGGGUCCACCCCUAACCCUCCCCGACGACUUCCUCAACACAAUGGUCUCUCAAAAGGAGGUGCGAAGAAGACCGCAACCAAAAAUCGGCCUUGGGAGAUGGUCCUCCUGGUGGAGGGAUUCAUGAGCCGCACUGCUGCACUACAAUUCGAAUGGGCAUGGCAACAUGAAGACUCACGCCACAUGUCCAAAGGCGAACCCGGAAACACAAAGCGGCGUCAACGCCCUCGGCGAUCAUUAACCGCCAAUUUGGAAAAACUACACUCGCUCCUACAAUCGCCAUGCUUCUCACGCUGGCCUCUCAACAUACGCAUCUUCGCUUCAGACGUGUAUCAGCUAUGGCGUGUCUGGUGUGAUCGGGCCAAUGGCACCAUCCCAGAGCAUAUCCGAACCAUCCCCGAUGGAAACUGUCCUCACAAUAGCCCCGAGCCAGAAACCGACCAUCCUAGAGUGGGCAGCAUCGACGGGAUCCAGACCGACUACAGCAAGAUACAAGAUUACCUAGAAAAGGCGGUGUUUCUACUAGACGACCCGAAUGAGCUACACUGCAAAGUAUGUGAAGCACAGGCCAAACCGGAGAAAGAACUGGUGAUUGUGUGCCCGCAGGCAAGCUGCUUCGGUAUCAGUCAUUUAUUGUGUCUUUCUGCCAGGUUUCUAAAAUCUUCCAAUGACCCCAACCAGUUAGUCCCCAGAUCUGGGACUUGCCCAGCGUGCAGCAAGCUUGUCCAGUGGCCAUUGAUGAUGCAGGAGUUGAGUUUCCGGACCCGCGGAGGCAAGGAGGUGCAGGUGAUACUCAGGAAGAAGGCAAGGAGUGAUAAGCGGAAAGCUGCCGCGGCUAGACCGGCCGAAAUUGACGCCAACACUGCCUCAAACGAACCCCUCGAAUCGACUGCACAAGCGUUCGACCGUCUAAAUGAAAACGUUCACCAAGACGUUCUAGACGAAGACUGGGCCGAGGAACUAGACUGUGCAUCAGAAGAUGAUACCAACGAACGGCUAAAGACAGGUUCGAAAGACCAACAAAGGGUAGAAAUCGUCAUUGAGGAUAGCGAUGAGGACGACCUAGAAUUCUUAUGA